AUGCCAACGUGUUCUUCUUGUAAUAAGUUCUUUGAAAGCCGGCAAGCAUUGGGUAAUCAUAUGAAAAAACAUUUAGAUGACAGCGAAGAUGAUUCACCUUCAUCUAAUCAACCGAUUUAUAGAACUUCCCAAAAAUUAAUUGAAAUAACCACUAAAUUUCUUAAUGAGCAAAACAUGUCUAAAAGACAAAACAUACCUGAACAAACUGAAAUAAGUAAUAAAAGAACACAAUUCGAAUGCAACUUAGACGAUAGUCAAGAAAUGGAUAUUUUGAAUGUAGAUGAACCUAAUAUAAGAAAAGACCUUGAUGUACAACUUUACAACCAUAAAAGUGCUUACUUAAAUUAUAACGAAUCUACUGAAGGACAAGACGUAGAAUUUUUCGAAUUUACUGAAGGACAAGAUGUAGAAUUUUUUAGUUCUGCAGAUGAUUCCCAAAGCAGUAACACAUCUGAUAAUGAAUACAUAAUGUCCGAUCUGUCAGACACUACAGACAUUGAUGCUAAUGAAUAUAUUGAAUAUGAUCAUUUGUUUUCUGGAAAGUCAAAGGAUUCCGAAGACAUAUAUCAGGAAUUCCCAUCAGAGGAAUACGCUGAAUUUAUGAAUAUAGUAACACGGUUCCGUGUGCAAGAUUCACUUGCAAAUAUCUUUAUAAGAUUCUUCAAUAAAUACUCGAAUCGUAACGAUUACCCACUUCCAACAACAUCGCAAGUUGGGAAAACUUUUAUUGAAAAUCUCAAACUUCCAGGCUUCGGAUGGAGAAAAGAAGUUAUUUAUAAGUAUGAAGG
Dentiscutata erythropus is the source of this 788-nucleotide messenger RNA. NCBI's taxonomy places the organism in Eukaryota, Fungi, Glomeromycota, Glomeromycetes, Diversisporales, Gigasporaceae. The record is from the annotation of a GenBank genome assembly.